AUGUUCAAAACUGAGAAGCUCAACUUAGAGAAGAUUCGCACCGGAUUGCAGCAAAACCAUGCAUCAUUCCAAAUAUCCCUCACUUUCCAAAUUACAAAGAUUCAGGAUGAUUUGGCGAUGGAAGAUAAAUUCAUGGAUGCCCUGGCCAAAAUGACAAAGAAGGGUAUUUUUUCUCUAUCGUCUGAACAUAAACAAGGGGGAGAAGGUGCAUCUAAAGUAGCACCUCCGAAAUUCCUUACCAAUCCCAUUAUCAAGAAAGAGUAUAGAGGCAAGGAAAAGUUGAUCAAAGACGAUUCCAUAAUCGAUGAUGAUGAAAAUGAAGAGCCUGAUGAAGCUGAAUUAAAAGGGGGAAGGCUCGUGAUGCUGAAUUGA
Messenger RNA from Lactuca saligna, 372 nucleotides. The record is from the annotation of a GenBank genome assembly. Lineage: Eukaryota; Viridiplantae; Streptophyta; Magnoliopsida; Asterales; Asteraceae.